CAAAUUCGAGUCCGUUUCGUAUUUUUCGCGAUUAGCGGCAAUGUAGGAAAGUCGUAAGAGGCGAUGCCGAUAAAGUCGAUUUUCGCGCGCACUCAACGACUACCCGGCCGAAUUGGAACGACUCGCUAGGAGUGUUUCGGCGGUCGAGCCGAGCGCGCCGCUGAAAUAGAUCGUAUUGUACAUAGAAAAUUCUGACAGCUCGGAACCGUCACAAGAAAAUAAUGUCGUUUUUAUUACAUUUUUUGAUAAAUUAUUAUUCUAGUUUCGGUUCGGCGGCGUUCCAACGGCCUUAUCGAUUUUCCUAUUUAGCGCGCUAUCGUAUUUUAUACAUUUUCGAAAGGUCCGCGGCGCGUCUAUGCGCUUUCGAAAAAUAUUUUACAAGUAUUUUCUCGGCGGCGAACGGACGUCGAGUGCGGUGCCGUAAAUUGGUAAUAAUUCCGUUGAUUACACAGUAAUAUAGUGUCCGAAUAUGGGUUAGUGGUGAGGAACACGGACACUGCGAGCGUUGACUUGUGUGAUACGAUCCUAUGAAAAAUGUUUGUGUUAAGUGCAAGUUUUUAGUGCAUAGUUGUUUGAUAGUUGCGUCUGGUGCAUUCCGAUUGUGAAAGUGCACCGCUAGUGUUAUUGUGCGUUGGAUGCUGCAGCUGUGGCCACGGACCUGGGCGCACCUCGCUCACCUGGACGGUCACUCCUAUAACCCCUACCACCGAAGGACUACAUUCCAAACGAAUUAAAUACAAAUGUACCUUAUUCUGAAAUUAUAGAACUAAGAUUAUUAUAAUAAUUAAGAAAAAACAAGGAGAGAACUCGACCAAACAUUUUCUACCAAACUUGGAAUUCUCAAAUGACCUGCCUUCUCUAUACCAAAGUCUUAAGAGAUAUUUAUUUGUGGUGUUUAAUCUUAUGUUGUUGAAGAUGAUGCCCCAACAGUACUGUCUACGGUGGAAGCAUCAUCAUAGUAAUGUACAGAAUAUGUUCGCCCAACUCCUCGAAAAAGAACGGUUCUGCGACGUGACGCUGUAUUGCUCGCCGAGCUUCGCGACUCAGGUAGCCGGCAAGGACACCGUGGAACCACAGAACAUACGAGGAGUUUCUUUGAGAGCACACAGGGUGGUGUUAGCAGCAUGUUCAGAACUCCUCGGCACGCUACUAGGAGCGCACGAGGCACAAGGAGAGCCGGUCCUCGUGAUCGAUGGCGCGGAACCCAAACAUCUGAAGGCGUUGCUGGAUUACAUGUACACUGGGGAGAUGAAUGUGCAUCAUUCCCAACUCGCGAGUUUGUUGAAGACGGCCGAGGAGUUACGCAUCAAGGGCCUCACAGAUAUCAGGUGGAACAAUAAGGAUGAACCGCCUGAUUCUCAAGCAGGGCUAGUAGCAACAGCGACCCCAAUAGAGAAGCUCCCCGACAAGCAAGACCCCAAGCCCGCGACCAAGCCGUCCCCCAAGUCGACUCCCGAACCGGAGCCGCGGAAAAACGACUGCAGUGACGUGGAAGUCAAACCGGGGGAGAAAUUUAAUGUUAACGGCGGCCCUCCACCCUUGAUAAAACUACCGAUGAGAGAAAAAUCAAGUCCAAUCAAAAGAGAAAACUCAGAUUCAGAUAGUCCGAGUCCCAAAAGACAGCGGCUGACAAGUUUAACGGAACACACGGACGAAGAAUGUAGCAGCAUUGUUAAAUCAGAACAUGAUCAAGAAUGGCGAUACGGAAACUUAAAAGUGUAUGAACAGGACAUAUCGGCGGAGCGGGUCGUGGGCUGGGGCAUGCGCGGCUCCCGGUCCACGUCGAGAGACGCCAGCGAUGACGAGUGGGCUGAUGCGCCGGCUGAUAUCGGCUCCUUCUUACAUACGAAGCUGAGGGUCGAUGGUGAUAAUAGUGCUGACGAGGAAUCAAACGAGAGCUUGCCAACGCGUGCCUCCGCGGCGUCGUCGUCCGCGGCCUCCGCCUCCAACGUCGAGUUACGCGUCGAGCUCGCUAAGGCACAGCUAGCGCAGUUGAAUAAAAAUACUCCGUCGAAGUCGAGUCCGGUAGACCCUCGGUUCUCGGACGUGGUGAAGCUGAGCGACUACCUGCAGCACGGCAGACGCCCGCAGUUCUGGGAGGAGAAUUAUGUUAGAAGGGUGAUGGAGGCAGUAAGACUCAAAGAAUUAGAAAUGAAGCAAGCGGCAGAGAUCUUAGGCGUCAGCUACGGCACGCUGUAUGGGAGGUAUCGCGACGUGUACGGCUGCAUCAACAGGCCUUACCGAAAUACCAGCGUUAACUCUAUCCCCUCUCCCCCUAGGGCGGUACGAGAGUUCUGGCAAGCGAAGGGACCCUCAGAGGUCCUAGAACGACUGCAAAGGGGAGAGUUAACGCUCGACUCGGCGGCAACCGCUUUGGGAGUCAGUAUCGCGAACUUAGCAGCCCAUGUUGCUGACUUCGGAGUCCCGGAGAAAGAUAGAGCUUCGGAAGUACUUGACCGACUUCAAAGAGGGGAGAUGUCGCUUGAGUCAGCGGCCACGACUUUGGGCGUUAGUGUCGCGAAAUUGGCCGCCCAUGUCAACGACUUUGGGGUUCAAGAGAAAGGUAUGGUUGCAGACUUCGAGCCGAUCCCCAUAGAAGUGGACCCGUCGCUGAAGAUGCGCUCGCGCACGUAUAGCGCCGGCGCCGCCAAGACUGCGAGAAAACAGGCUACCAGUUGUACUGUUAAUACUGGGGACCAGAAGCCACCGAAGAAGCUAGUGGUGAGUUCUGUGACGGACGAGGAGCCGAUCCCCGCCACCGUCAUCGCCGCGCACGACGCCAAGCCCGCUACCGGCAACAGAAAAUGGCCAUCAAUAAGAGUAGCGAGCCUCGACUCUCUCAGAGGGAACGAUCCCCCCUCCACCGCGCCUAACCCAGCUCCCACCCCCGCCCCCGCCUCGCCCUCCGCCCUCAUGCGGACACGGCCCGACCUGACCAUCGUCGCCGCCCGACGAGUCCCGGACAAAACCGACGAUGACGUCACCACGUGAUGCACCAAUCACAACGGAUAGAACUAUACGACCCGUGCUCUAGUGACAAAGUGCCCUUUUUAAUCUCCAACGAGGUUUCAUUCUUCGCGUUUGACAAAUAUUUGAAGUUUGACAGGUGACGUUUGUGACAGCUGUCUGUUUCGGCGGGAGUUUUGACGUUUAAGUGAUGGUGAUUUGUUUUUGUGUUGUUUUGGUAUGUUGACAGCUUGUAUGAUUCCGUCUCUGUCUGGUUUUGUGAAGAAUAUGAAAAGUUUGUGUUUAUAAAUGCUAAUUUGCUGUCGUGA
Messenger RNA from Helicoverpa zea (corn earworm), 3275 nucleotides. RefSeq lists its product as uncharacterized. The record is from RefSeq and is a predicted model, not a curated record. Gene Ontology annotation, biological process: regulation of transcription by RNA polymerase II. The transcript has 18 exons. Lineage: Eukaryota; Metazoa; Arthropoda; Insecta; Lepidoptera; Noctuidae. Gene Ontology annotation, molecular function: protein binding. Bases 904 to 2991 code for a protein of 695 amino acids. Gene Ontology annotation, cellular component: nucleus.